CUGAUCAUUUCUGAUAACGCGGAUGCUCCGUUUUUCAUGCUUUUACUCUGAAGGAUGGGGCCGGAAGCUGUGUGUUUCCUGUUGUGGGUCUUGACGUGCUCAGGUGGUCUCUGUCAGUCCCGGUCUCUGUCAGUCCCGGUCUCAGUGUGUCUGUGUGUGUACGGAGGACCGGACAGAGCGGAGGGACGCAGCCGCUGCUCGCCGACAAACACCCUCUGAGCGCCGGGGAGCGCCGUUGAAGAGAGCCGGCAGAGGCGGAGCUGCUGGAGGUCUCCUCUGAUCCGGAUCAGUCCAGGAGGGUCCAGUCCAGGAAGGUCCACAGAGUCCGUAUUUUAUCGAUUUCUAACUUUUGGGAUUAAGAGCAGAACCAGAGGGCAGCUGCGGGACCGGGUCUGGGGCCGGGUCUGGAUUUAUCUUCAUGCUCUGCACUGACACAGGAGGUCCGCUGUGAUCCGGAUCCCCCGGUACCUUCCUCUGUGUUCAGCGGGAUCAUGGUGGGCGACAUGGAGGGGAAGGAGAAGCCGAGACCCGGUCCGGAUUACCUGAUGCAGCUCAUGAAUGACAAGAAGCUGAUGAGCAGUCUGCCGAACUUCUGCGGGAUCUUCCAGCACCUGGAGCGGCUCCUGGACCAGGAGAUCAGCCGUGUGAGGAAGGACAUGUACAUCGACGCUCUCAACGGUUCAGAGAGAGUCAGCGAGCUACCAGACGCCGUCGGUCCAAACGUCCAACUGCAGGAGAAACUCUACGUCCCCACGAAGGAGCAUCCUGACUUUAACUUUGUCGGGAGAAUUCUGGGUCCUCGCGGUCUGACGGCGAAGCAGCUGGAGGCGGAGACAGGAUGUAAGAUCAUGGUCAGAGGGCGGGGCUCCAUGAGAGACAGGAAGAAGGAGGACCAGAAUCGAGGGAAGCCUAACUGGGAGCACCUGAACGAGGAUCUCCACGUCCUCAUCACGGUGGAAGACGCUCAGAACCGAGCCGAGGUCAAACUGAAACGAGCCAUGGAGGAAGUGAACAAGCUGCUGGUUCCUGCUGCAGAGGGCGAGGACAGUCUGAAGAAGAUGCAGCUGAUGGAGUUAGCCAUCCUGAACGGGACGUACAGAGACGCCAACAUCAAGCCCUCCUCCCUCACCUUCUCUCUUGCAGCUUCCUCUCAGGCGCCUCGUUUCCUCUCAGGCCCCGCCCCUGUCGUGGCUCCACCAACUGCCCUGCGUACAUCUGCCUCCACAGGCCCCGCCCUCAUGCCUCUGAUUCGUCAGAUUCAGACGGUGCUGCCCAAUGGGACGCCUCACCCAGCGGCUCUGAUGCCGGGGGCGGGGCCUGAGUCCGGUUUAAUUUACGCAGCGCCGUACGACUACCCAUACACUCUGGCGCCAGCCUCCAUCUUGGAGUACCCUCUGGACUCUGGUGCGGUGUUGGGUAAGCCCGCCCCUCCCUGCUCCUGCGACUGCUCCCCCACGCCUCAUCACCACCCACACGGUCAGUGGAGCCCUGCCCCCACGCUGCUCCUCAGACACGCCUCCUAGAAGAUGGAAAAACAAGCGCUCCUCAGCUGAUCGAUAAGUCAUCAGUUCAGAGCAGAAAUAUAAAAACCAUGUGAGGUUUGUCCGCAGGGGGCGCUGUUCCUCCAACAACAGGUCUUAAUUUCACUGUCAGCCGUGGACGAGGCAUUCAGGUACACCUGUGUUCACUGCCUCCACUGUUCUGAUUGGCUGAAGAUGUUUGUACUACUGUCGACUCAGCUUCCUGUCAGAGAGAACAUCAUGUCACCUGACUGCAGCUUCUCUACCUGAUGUCACCUGACUGCAGCUUCUUGCACUGAAACACGUAACACCUGUGAAUCUGUGAACUGAAGCUAACAUACUUACCACACAUGUCCAACAUACAGAUGUAGACUGCACUUUAUUGAUCCCUUUGGGAUGACUCCCUCAAGGAAACUGAAUAACUGAAUUUGAAAUUGAAACAUAUCUACAACAUACUUCCAACAUAUGUAAAACAUACUUCCAACCAGUGUUUGGUAUAGUAACUUUGAAAGUAGUUAAUUAGGUUACAACGUUACCAUCAAUUAAAAGUAAUCUGUGACAUCACAGCGUCACCUAUGAAUAAAAGUCCUAUAAUAAUAAUAAUAAUAAUAAUAAUAAUAAUUAAUAAUAAUAAUAGCUGAGACGCCUGACAAUGAAUACUGUCCGUCAUCCAACCAAACUAACAACCAC
This is a messenger RNA of Larimichthys crocea (large yellow croaker), 2210 nucleotides long. It is a transcript of the gene qkib, whose product is annotated as QKI, KH domain containing, RNA binding b. Gene Ontology annotation, biological process: regulation of mRNA splicing, via spliceosome. The coding region runs from base 492 to 1523 and encodes 343 amino acids. The record is from RefSeq and is a predicted model, not a curated record. The transcript has 6 exons. NCBI's taxonomy places the organism in Eukaryota, Metazoa, Chordata, Actinopteri, Sciaenidae. Gene Ontology annotation, cellular component: nucleus. Gene Ontology annotation, molecular function: mRNA binding.